AAGGGGAGGUUGUGCGUGGUAACGUGUAGUGCACCCAAAAAUACUCGCCGCUAUUGAGCUAUGUAUUUUCCAAACCGUUUUUGGACUCCGACAAGGUUUAACGGGUAUAAUAGCGAAAGGCGUCGAUCCUGAAUGGACAUCCUGGUCUGCUGUGUCCUGAGGAUUCUGCAACCUGAAUGCGAGUAUCUGCGUGAAUGUGAAUAUUGUAAACAAUGAACGCUUUCAUCCCGAUCAGAUAAUCUGGGAUUCAUCCAAGACUGCAACCGUAUUUCAUGGGAACCGCAUUAGAUUUAAGUCCAUAAAGAUGUCCAAAAUUGAGCGUCUCAAUGCCCGAUUGGAAAAGCUGCUGUCUAAAGUGGUGCGGGAGGUUCUGGAUGUGGUGAAAGAGACUGUGUCAGAGUACCAGGAGAAAACAGCCAGAACACAGAGAGAGAACCAGAGUCUCAAGAGGAAGCUGCAGGAGCUCCAGGAUAAGAUAAACCUGGAGAGCAGUGGGACUGUGCCACAAAUUUCCACUGCAACCCAGCAGGGCAAGGUGGAAGAGAGACAGAGAGAAGAGCUGGAAAAGGACAUUGAUCUCCUCCCUACUGAUAAGGACAUUGCAGAUUCAUUUGAAGACCUUGACUGUGAAGCAUCCAUCACAUCAAUAGCCACCCCCUGUCUCUCCCCUAAAGCUGUGAUAGGACCACAUUUAGCUGGUGAUAACUUGUACAAUCCAAGAACUCUUAAAACUGAGAAUGAUAAUGGACUGUCAACACCAGCAACAAAUCAUGUAGACCCCAUUAUUACUAUUGAAAUCAAUGAAAAUGAUUCUGAUUUACCCUUUAAAUCAAAUGAGAUGAAAGUAGAGCCCACAUCGGAUGAAGACACCAUUCGCGAACGUACAAAUUAUUUUCAUGUCAAUGCUGCAACGAGCUCUACAUCCUUAAACAGAAUAAACCUAGAACCUCCUCAAAUCAAUUUAGGACUCUACAGUUCGUCAGGGGUUGUCUUCAGCCUGGGACAAAAUGGCAUAGAAGAGACACUAACUCAAAGAUACACUAACACAAAUAGUGUUAGUGCAGAAAAACAACAUAACACUCUAACAAACACUAAAGCGGCCGGUUCAGACUCCGGAGGUUUCCAGAGAAACAUCAGAAAGCACUACAGCUGCUCGCUGUGUGGUCGCACCUUCAGGCACGCAGGUGACUUCAAGAAACACAACAGGGUGCACACGGGGGAGAAGCCGUACUGCUGCUCGGUGUGUGGGAAGCGCUUCAGUCAGUCGGGCUACUUGACGGUGCAUCUGCGCUACCACACAGGAGAAAAGCCUUUUGGCUGCAGUCAUUGUGGCAAAAGUUUCAGCCACUCGAGUAACAUGAAAAAACACCAGCAAACUCAUCUGUGAGGCUGCUGUGUUUUUGCAAAGCUGGUCUUUAAGCUGCCGUAGAAGGAUAAUGCAAGGUGCAAAGUGCGCGAGCGUCUUUUUGGAGGUCAGCUGAGCGAACUGCAAUGGUGUUUAUAAAAAUAAUGUAGCUUCAUGGAAAAGUUAUUUAUUACAUGAUUAAUUGUGCCUUCUUUUAUCAAAGUAGAACAAGCCUUUUGUAGAGCACGUCAAAUUCAAAAGUGGAAGCACAAUCAAACUAUUCCUACUGUUCCUGCCUUACUGAUGUUUGUCAGAUGUUAAGAAGUUUGUUUACUGUGUUACUUUCUGUAUCCUGGAGCUUGUAUGAACCUCCACAUACAUUUCUAAAUCAAAUAAAUGUAUUUGGUACUUC
Messenger RNA from Xiphias gladius (swordfish), 1757 nucleotides. Its product is annotated as zinc finger and SCAN domain-containing protein 4-like. The coding region runs from base 305 to 1387 and encodes 360 amino acids. Gene Ontology annotation, biological process: regulation of transcription by RNA polymerase II. The record is from RefSeq and is a predicted model, not a curated record. The transcript is spliced from 3 exons. NCBI's taxonomy places the organism in Eukaryota, Metazoa, Chordata, Actinopteri, Istiophoriformes, Xiphiidae. Gene Ontology annotation, molecular function: RNA polymerase II cis-regulatory region sequence-specific DNA binding; DNA-binding transcription factor activity.